This is a messenger RNA of Culex pipiens pallens (northern house mosquito), 2755 nucleotides long. RefSeq names its product putative inorganic phosphate cotransporter (gene dmGlut). NCBI's taxonomy places the organism in Eukaryota, Metazoa, Arthropoda, Insecta, Diptera, Culicidae. The coding region runs from base 292 to 1908 and encodes 538 amino acids. The transcript is spliced from 5 exons. The record is from RefSeq and is a predicted model, not a curated record. Gene Ontology annotation, biological process: monoatomic anion transport; transmembrane transport. Gene Ontology annotation, molecular function: transmembrane transporter activity.
UUAGCAGUGCAACAUUGUUUUCUACAAAUCACUGUGUGAUAGUUGUAAUAUUUACUUCGCUGAUGGAAUGGUAACGCAGAAAACAUGAGAAACUUCGUCGUAGUGCCGGGCUCGAGAUACAAUCUAAAAAUAAUCACUGCUAUCAACUAGCGUCAGUUUAUCUAUAAGUAAAGUCUAUCACGAGCCGGGUGUGAUCGCGUAGAAAGUUACGUUCUAGAUAUAAGAGCAAUUAGUUGCAGCUGGUGCACCUUUCGAUCCGGUAGUGGGCCAAGUAGAGUAGAGAGUGAAGUGAUGAUCCAGAACCAAGAUGAGAGUGAGCCCCUGUUGGCGAAGGGCACGUACGGAAGUAUCGAACCGUCACCGCUUCCGGGGCCGUCGGAUUGGACUUUGUACGGUGAUGGUACCGGGAAGAAGCGUAGUGAGUGGUGCGAUCGACUGUCGAAAGUUUUCAUCAUCCCGCAGCGGGUGGUGCUGGCGAUCUUCGGCUUCCUGGCGAUCCUCAAUGCGUACACGAUGCGAAUCUGCCUGUCGAUCGCCAUCACCGAGAUGGUCAACAAGACGGGCAGCAUCGACCACGACGAGGGCGUCUGCCCGAUCGACGACGACGCCAACCCGGAUGACUUCACCGGCGGCGAGUUCAACUGGGACCAGGAGCUGCAGGGCGUGAUCCUGUCCUCGUUUUACUGGGGUUACGUGUUGACGCACUUGCCCGGGGGGAUUUUGGCGGAAAAGUUCGGCGGCAAGUGGACGCUCAGCUUGGGAAUUUUGUCGACGGCGUUCUUCACGUUGAUCACGCCGUGGGCUGUGAAUUUGGGCGGUUCGACGGCACUGAUCGUGAUUCGGGUCAUGAUGGGACUGGGCGAGGGAACGACGUUUCCGGCGUUGAGUGCUCUGCUGGCUUCGUGGAUUCCGUUGAAGGAACGUAGCAAGCUCGGAUCGCUGGUCUUUGGAGGUGGUCUGGUUGGCACGAUCGUGGGGAACCUCGUGUCCGGGCUGUUGCUGCACAACAUUGAAGGAUGGUCGUCGGUGUUUUACUUCUUCGGAGGACUUGGAAUUUUCUGGUUCGUGCUGUUUACCCUGCUCUGCUACAGUGACCCGGAGUCGCACCCCUUCAUCAGCGACAAGGAGAAGGCGUACCUCAAGCAAGAGAUGGGAGUCCUGUCCCGAGACAAGACCCUCCCGCCGACUCCGUGGCGUCACAUCCUGACCAGUGUCCCGAUGAUCGGGCUGGUUUGUGCCCAGAUCGGUCACGAUUGGGGCUUCUUCAUCAUGGUCACCGAUCUGCCCAAGUACAUGAGCGAUGUGCUGCGCUUCUCGAUCAAGGACAACGGGCUGUACUCGUCGCUGCCGUACCUGCUGAUGUGGAUCGUGGCUCUGUCGACGGGAGUGUUGAGUGAUUGGCUGAUCUCGACCGGCCGGAUGACGAUCACCUUUGGAAGAAAAUUGUUCACCACGAUUGCCUCUGCCGGUCCGGCCUUCUUCAUCGUGGGCGCCUCGUACGCCGGCUGCGACCGUGCCCUGGUGGUGGCACUCUUCACCCUCGCCAUGGGCUUCAUGGGCACCUUCUACCCGGGCAUGAAGGUCAACCCGCUCGAUCUGAGCCCUAACUACGCGGGCAGCCUGAUGGCCGUCACGAACGGAAUCGGUGCCAUCACCGGGAUCAUCGUGCCGUACGUGGUCGGAAUUAUGACGCCAAACCACUCGAUCGAGGAGUGGCGCCUGGUGUUCUGGAUCGCGUUCGCCGUCUUCCACGUGACCAACCUGGCGUACGUGAUGUGGGCCUCCGGCGAGGUCCAACCGUGGAAUACACCCCACCUGAUGAACAAGUCCGUGGAGUCGGGUGACCUCAAGCAGCAGGACACCUACAGUGAGAAGGCGGUGCCGGCGGCCAUCAAGGCGUCCCAGUGAAGCGCCUGUGUGCGGUUUAUGCUAAGUUAUUUACGUUGGCCAGUUCCGAGGCCGGUUGGCCUGGUGCCAACGGGGAACCUACCUUGCUUCCUUUUGUGGAAGUAGUUACUAUUAGAGUUUAAACAGAUAUUAUAUUUGCAAUAGAAGAAGAAGCUCAAGGCCAAGUAUUACGAAUUUAAGGACCGGAAGUGGUCCAUCACCAUCACCCUCCUUUUGAGCAGCAUUUAAUCGAAAUGUCGAGGUGAUAACAAGUCAGUCAACCUGGCGCGCGAAAAGCUGGAUGGCAUUGAGGACGGUGCGUAAAAUGUUUCGCGAGAUGUCAAGAAACGUGCACAUAUAAAUUCUUUGCGCAAUCGUCGUGAAUGCAGAGAGACGGGAGGUUAAGGAGAGUUGGUUUUUUUAAGCAAGAUUUAAAGUGCACCCAAACACAGGUGGCCAUGGCGGCGCAGUAGGCUUGUGAGGAACGAUUUCUGUGACGGUGCCAUAGUGGAGCUGAAGGAAGUUUUUUUUUUCUCAAGGGAAGCAUAUCCAAGGAGGCCAGUGAUAAGUGCACUUGAAGUUUCGUAAUUUGCAAAUAUUUAUAUUUAUCCGUUUUUAUGUUUAAGCUGUAAACGACAAUAAGUUGUUAAAGUGCCGUUUGCUAAAUAAAAUAACCCAAUUUUAGUGGGAACUUAUCAAAUCAUAAAUGAAACAAAAGUGAAACAAUCAAAACAGGUGAACCAGAACCCGCAUUCCACUUUCAAACAAAUGGCAUUGAACUGAAUGUUUUGUUUCCCUGCCUCUAUUCUACAUGUAUUUUAAAUAAGUGUAAAGAUGUUAUUCAUAAAUAAACGUAAUUGUGAUUGUA